Molecule: messenger RNA, 3668 nt
Organism: Echinops telfairi (small Madagascar hedgehog)
Lineage: Eukaryota; Metazoa; Chordata; Mammalia; Afrosoricida; Tenrecidae
Gene: SLC44A5
Product: solute carrier family 44 member 5
Exons: 21
Coding region: 115-2100 (661 amino acids)
Biological process (GO): transmembrane transport
Cellular component (GO): membrane
Molecular function (GO): transmembrane transporter activity
Source: RefSeq, a predicted model, not a curated record
CCAAAGACAUUUGAGCCGGACUUCAAGGGGCCUGUUAACACCAGGAGUUGUACAGAUGUUCUGUGCUGCGUAUUCUUCUUAUUUUUCGUUUUUGGCUACAUUCUUCUAGGACUUAUGGCCUGGGUACAUGGAGACCCCAGGAGACUGGCUUAUCCUACAGACAGCCAGGGGCAUUUUUGUGGCCAGAAGGGUACCCCCAAUGAGAACAAGUCCAUUUUGUUUUACUUUAAUCUGCUCAAAUGUACCACUCCCUCCGUGAUGAUAAACCUACAGUGCCCUACCACACAGAUCUGUGUCUCCCAUUGCCCAGAAAGAUUUGUAACCUAUGUGGAAAUGCAAAUCAGAACCAAAAGCAACCAAACCCACUGGGCAUACUACAAGCAGUUCUGCAAAUCCAGUUUUGUUAAACCUAAGAAGUCUCUCACAGAUAUUUUAUUGGAAGAAGAUUGUCCAACAGCAAUUUUUCCAAGCAAACCUUUUCUUCAGAGAUGUUUCCCCGACUUCUCUACCAACAAUGGCACUUUGACAGUAGGAAAUAAGACAGCAUUCGAGGAUGGAAGUGGGAAGACAAGAAAUGUUAUGGAACUCAGGGCAGCUGCAAAUGGCAUCAAUAGACUCCUUAAAGUAAAAUCACUUGGAGUAAAAGUGUUUGAAGACUACUCAACGUCUUGGUUUUGGAUUCUCAUGGGCCUGCUUAUCGCCAUGCUCCUUAGUUGGAUGUUCCUGAUACUUCUGAGGUACACAGCUGGACUCCUCUUCUGGAUCUCCAUGCUAGGUGUGCUCGGAAUUGUAGGAUACGGAAUAUGGCAUUGCUACCGAGAGUACAAAAAACUUCAAGGAAAACCAACUUCGGAAUUAACUAUAUAUGACAUCGGGAUUCAGACUGAUCUCAGCAUCUACUUUGAGUUGAAACAAACAUGGUUCGCAUUUAUGAUAAUCCUCUGCAUCGUUGAAGGAUUUAUCACCAUCAUGCUGAUCUUCCUCAGGAAUCGAAUCCGUUUCGCGGUUGCCCUGCUGAAGGAAGGGAGCAAAGCUGUUGGAUGCAUCCCCAGCACAUUAAUUUACCCGGUUUUAACUUUCAUUCUGAUCGCAAUCUGCAUUUCCUACUGGGCUGUGACAGCAGUUUUUUUGGCUACAUCAGGGGUACCUAUAUAUAAAGUCAUGACUCCUGGGGGCCAAUGUAUACAUGAAAAUAAAACCUGUGACCCACAGACUUUUAAUACCACUGACAUUUCCAAAAUUUGCCCGGGUGCUAUGUGUAACUUUGCUUUCUAUGGUGGAAAGAGCCUGCUUCAUCAAUACAUCACCGUCUUUCAGAUAUACAAUCUCUUUGCCUUUCUCUGGCUUAUAAACUUUGUCCUUGCAUUGGGUCAGUGUACCCUUGCUGGUGCCUUCGCUACUUAUUACUGGGCCACAAAAAAACCUGAGGACAUACCACCAUUUCCACUCUUUACUGCAUUUGGACGGGCCAUACGAUAUCACACGGGUUCCCUAGCAUUCGGAUCUUUACUUCUUGCAUCAAUUCAAAUGUUUAGAAUUGUCCUUGAAUAUGUGGACCGCCGUGCUAGAACUGCCCAGAACAAUAUCUCUAAAUUCCUACAAUGCUGCCUGAGAUGCUGUUUCUGGUGUUUGGAAAAAAUGGUCAAGUUUUUAAACAAAAAUGCCUAUAUCAUGAUUGCAAUAUAUGGCAAAAAUUUUUGCAAGUCAGCAAAAGAUGCUUUUAAUCUCCUGAUGAGAAAUGUUGUAAGAGUUGCAGUUAUGGAUAAAGUUACAGAAUUUGUGCUAAUACUGGGAAAAAUUCUAGUUACUGGCAGUAUAGGCGUCCUGGCCUUCCUAUUCUUCACACAAAGAGUUCCAGUGAUUAUAAAAGGACCGACAUCUUUAAAUUAUUACUGGGCACCUCUGCUGACUGUCAUUUUGGGAUCGUUCCUAAUUGCACAUGGGUUCUUCACUGUCUAUGCAAUGUGUAUUGACACGCUGUUCAUCUGCUUCUUGGAAGAUGUAGAAAGAAAUGAUGGCUCUACCACAAGACCCUAUUACAUGAGUCAAUCUCUGAUGAAAGUUCUGAACCAACAAAAUGUACCCAAUAAGAAGCAGUAGAAGUAAAACUUCCGGUCAUCCUCCAGUGGUGCGUUACCUUGCUCAUCUGCUGUGUCGGCAACUCUCGUUUCUGAAGUGCUUUGUAUGUAGCACCCUGUAUUCACCACCUCGUUGGCUUUUCUGUGCAUGUUUUAUACCAAAGCUUAUACGGUAAUAUGUGAAGCCAUCAGAAGUCGCAAGGGAAUUGUUAAUAACAUGGAACAUUUUUAUACUAAGAUCUUUUGUUGUGGAAUUCCUUUUUAAAUGGAGUGGCUUGGAUAACUUGAAACCAUUUAUGAGUUUGUUAAUAUUAAAUAACACCUUAUUUAAAUUGAUCACUCCUAUUAAUAAAAUUCUUAAAUUACAACUAGAAUAGUUCUUCAGCGGGAAAAAAAAAUUUGGUAAACUAAGUGAAAUAAAUUGCAAAGCUUUCCAUAUUCGUAUUUGAUGGUAAAUCAAUUAUAACACAAAAAUAAAAGCUAACUCUCUACUGUUUGCUAUCUUCAGUAUAGAAUGUUUCCUAUUAAACAAAUCACCAAUCAUCCAGCCUUUACUCCAUAGUCCUUUCUGACAAAGUGCCUUACUGGCUUUUAAUAUUACCCAGCUUUUGUGGGCAAGUUUACAAACAUAGUUUUCGAAGGAAAAAAAAAAAAGCUUUUUAAAAACCUGCAAUGUUUAAUGAUUAAAACAAGUCUUGCAUCAGUUUUCUUCUUAGCUCACUUGUUGGAAACCGUUUUUCAUUUCCAUACGUUUGAUAUCCUCACUAUAUAGAGUACAUUGUGUGAUAGAAACAAUUUCCCUUGCGCCUAGUGGACGCUCACAAAUGUGUACUAUACGCAAGAAAGAAAAAAAGAAUACUUGCUCAGAUUGUUAGGUUUUUCUUUUCUUCUUUUUUUUACUAAAAGAGAGAAAAUGUAAUCUUUUCUAAAGAAAAUCUUUGAAAAUACAUUGGUAUAAAGCUGUAUUUCUCAGUGUUUCACACAGAUUGGAAAGGGAAACUUGGAGGACAUACAAAGGGAACCUGUUCCCCAAGUAGGGUGCGCACUGAUGUGAUAUACAGAAUAGCUCCAUGGUAAAUGGUGGGUUAUUGUCAUCAAAGCGUGCUCUAUAUAUGUCAUUUCAUUUUCUAACUUUUGAUAUGAAAUACUAAGUUUACCCAAGAUACAUUGUUAAUUUGUACUGUGCUACUAUGAACAAGAAAAUGAUUUCUAAUUCCAGUUUAGGUGAUUUUACUAGUAUUAUUAACUUUAAAGGGAAUUAAUUCACUUGGUUACAAAGUGUUACAGAAGGGUCCAUAAAGCACUCAUGCUAAGGGAAUGUUAAUCACAUGAUAAAUCAUCAAAGCUUUAAGAAUUAACAAUAAGUUACUAUCAGUUUAUCUAUUAUCACAUUUCUGUUUAAAAUGUGACUUUAGAUACUCUGUCACGCCAAAAAUCAACUCACAUGAGCACGUGACAGCCUGAACUCUAUAAUCCGUGUGCUUCUGCUGUGCAGAAAUAUUAGGAACAUAUUGUCUACAUAGAUUUGAUAACUACAAUAUUUAAUCUUUAAUGAGAUUUGUUGUUACUUGUUUAAAAUCUGUUUGUUUU